This is a messenger RNA of Abrus precatorius (Indian licorice), 435 nucleotides long. RefSeq names its product zinc finger protein 6-like. Gene Ontology annotation, biological process: trichome morphogenesis; trichome differentiation; gibberellic acid mediated signaling pathway. Bases 1 to 435 code for a protein of 144 amino acids. Gene Ontology annotation, cellular component: nucleus. Gene Ontology annotation, molecular function: DNA-binding transcription factor activity; transcription cis-regulatory region binding. The transcript has a single exon. The record is from RefSeq and is a predicted model, not a curated record. Lineage: Eukaryota; Viridiplantae; Streptophyta; Magnoliopsida; Fabales; Fabaceae.
AUGAAGCUAUUUGGUUUCCCCUUGAGUGAGGACUUGGCUGGUGGAAUUAAGAGAUACCAGUGCCGAUACUGUCUUCGCCAAUUUGCCAAUUCUCAAGCUCUAGGAGGUCACCAAAAUGCGCACAAGAAAGAACGUGCUAGGCUAGCACAGUUCAGAUACCUUCAUCGUCUUCGUCAACAUGACCAUAGGCUCAGAACAGCAUCAAAUGGAGCACAAGGAUCAGGAUCUUCUCUUCAUCCAAAUGGGUCACUGAACUUUAGUGUUGGUAGUGCAACUAGUGCUGGUGCAGCUUGGUUUCAUAGUACUGCAGGGUCACCACAUCACUUCCCUUUUUCCAGCUCAUCUAGGACAGUGCCCUUACAAGUUCCACCGGGUGAUGAUGAUGUGGAUCUCAACCUCACACUCGCUUGCUCCUCAGAGAACUUCAAGACCUGA